This is a messenger RNA of Owenia fusiformis, 2829 nucleotides long. NCBI's taxonomy places the organism in Eukaryota, Metazoa, Annelida, Polychaeta, Sabellida, Oweniidae. The record is from the annotation of a GenBank genome assembly.
AAAUGAUCGUGUAGAAAAGGCCAUCUGAAAGCUGUCAAGUGAAUUUAUCCUAAAGUACGAGUUUAUGGAUACAGUAAACCAUCUUCCCACACGUUUCAAAACCCGAAGUUAUUACCCGAUGAAGAAAUUGAGAGACGAGGAAAAGUAUUUAAACAUUCUGAGCACAAGUGUUCGACUCAGCUUCACUGACAACCGUGUGAUGGUCGGAAAUUACUGUAAGAAGUUUUACCAAGCCAACAAUAUCUGAUUACUAUUCUAUUACUUCCGCAAGAAAAAUUAUAAUCCACAGCGAGGGUAAAGGGCACGAAGGCUUUAAGAUUGUUCGGAGCGUCUUUGGCAAUAAACCUCGUGAUUACAGGUUUAUAUUCGAUAAUCUAGUAAGUUAUUGUCUUUCUUGAAGUGAUUGGUCCAGGCUGGCCAGAGAGAGGAUUAGUCCCAGGAACAGCCAAAUACCUUACAAAUGAUGUGUACUCCAACCAGAGUGUCGGUUCUGCUGCUAUGUGCUCUGUUCUGCCUGUUCCAAGUCUCAAAGGCGACAACAAUGUGCAAAGCCAUCUGUGCCAAUAUCGCCAAGGAGGACUCACAAGCUUUUUGCGAGGCACGUAUAUGUGACAUUUUUGAUGAUAUCGAGCGACAAAAAAUAUUGUCUGCCAUCGCGGAAAAUGCUCUUCUUAGGACUUCAGGAGGAGGCCUCCUUGCAGAUACCGACAAACGUCAAGCGGGUUUUUUACGAAUAGGACGCGGUGGUUUGGAGGAUAGUGACAUGUAUGCUGUUAAACGGGCUGGUGGAUUUCUUAGAAUUGGUAGAAGUUUUGGUGACAAUUCAAAAAGAGCUAGUUCGUUUCUGAGGAUCGGGCGUGGUAAUGGCGAGUUAGAAGAAAAUGAGGCCGACUUCAGGUCAGAUUCAUUUCCAAGUGAAGGCAACAAGGAUGUAGCUAAGCGAGCCCCCAAUGCAUUCCUACGCAUUGGAAAGAAGGAUAAUGACAAACGAGCUCCAAGUUCAUUCUUACGUAUCGGCAAAGCUAUUAAUGAUGAUGAGAAGCGAGCAAGUUCAUUUUUGAGAAUAGGAAAGAAGUCUGAUGGCGUGACUGAGGGGAAAAGGGCCAGCUCAUUUGUGAGAAUAGGGAAGGAUAUGGCAGACAAAAACAAGCAAAAUAGUUUGAAUUUCCAAGAUAAAAGAGCCAGUUCGUUUUUACGAAUAGGUAAAAGCAACGACAAACGAGGACCUAAUGCAUUUUUGCGAAUUGGUAAGAAAGACGAUGACGACGAUGAUGGUAAACGUGCUAGUUCAUUUCUCAGAAUUGGUAAAAAAUCAAAUGGUUCAAUAACUCAAAAACGAGGGUUCGGAUUCGUCAGAAUUGGUAGAAAUGUAUUGAAAUCGGACGCUGAAAAACGAGCAAACUCAUUUGAGGCGAACAAACUAAACGACAAGGUUUUUUAAGGAUCGGUAAAUCAGUAAAUGAUAAACGACAAGGUUUUCUACGUAUUGGAAAAUCAACAUUUUAGUAGCGAACGUCAUGAAACGUCCUUGAAAAUUUGAAUAAGAAAUACAAAAGUCUUGACUGUCUUUAUCAUUCAAUCCUGAUUGCCGAUCUCAAAAUUACUUUAACAAACUCACUUAUACACAUUUUCCCUUUAAUAUGAUUGAUGGCCAGUAUACACUUACAAAUGACUUAUUUUGGGUUUAUGAAAAGAUUUGACAUUCAAAAACGAUGUUCGAAACGAUAAUUAGUGCUAAGAGCAAGGUGUAUACUAUUCCUUCGAUUGUUAGGGAGGAGAGGGUCAAAUUAAAUAUUCUAAUAUUACGAUGUCUCCACUGGGUAGAGUUAUUGUGUUGAGCAUGAUACAGCAUAUCACCGAACAGUUACAAUAUUGUAUUUUGACAAUCCAUCACUAGAAAUGUUUCGAUUUAUUUUAUUCAUCAUGACAGCUAUACAUAAAUAGGAUAAGAUAUUGUUUAUUAAUUGUUUUGUUUCAUGCAUUCGUUUUUUAUUAGUCGUACUUCCCACAUACCAAUAUUUAUUGAUGCACGAUGACAUUGUUGUCCCAACCAGCUGCCAUUUCCACUUGAUCACAACAAAUGACUCCACAAUUCUGCAAUUAAUAAGACAUUUGUUUGUCUGACAAAUGGGAAAGACAUCUUGUUUAUGUCAUUCAAGGGGAUACAAUCAUUAGCCAGACAGCAUAAAACAACAUAAUAGUUAUGGCCAUCUUAGAUUAACUACAAUUGCGAAUUUGAAGAAUAUUUACAUCUGCGCAUGCGCACGAUGAGUUUACGGAAGGGAAGGGUUUAACAUUCUUGCCGUGUCAGUUUGAUAUUUUCAGAAGAGACCUAGGCCUACAGAACUGCGGUUCUUCGAAAUAGUGUAUGAAUGGCGCAGGAUAGAUAUUUUCUGUAUCGUCCGAGAAAUACAAAUUGUAUCCUCCCGGUCCCGCCCCAAAUUUCGAUUUUAGAAAUCAUUGAUUGUUUAAUAUUGGAAUAGUGAAGCCAUUUAUUAUGAGAUGUUUCACUAAGUUUUUUAAGUUUUAAAAUCUUGAUAUGAAUAGUUUUAAGUAUUUGAAAAAGUUGUCAAAAACGAAACUGACUAUUUUACAAAAAUCCCCUUUUGAACAUUUUGAAAUCUUAGAUGGUAGAAUUCAUCUAAAACCUUAUUAGGAAUACAUCUGCAAUGUACGGUCAGUUUUGGAUCUAGGGUUUAUUUUUCAGAAAAUGUGUCCUUUGAGAAAUACAUAGAUAUCCCUCGGAAUAAAACCUGAAUCCAAAACUCAUCAGUACAUAACACGUACCUCAUCUAUGAAUAGCUUUUCCACUCUUAAAAAUGAAUUACU